AUGGCGAGUCAAGGUGUUUCUGACGAGUCGGAGUGGGAUAGCGAUACGACUUUUGUACCACAUAGAAGGGGGCAUAAUCAUAGUCAAUCACAACCCGACUUACCCACCAUGCGUGCCAAUUUGGAAGGUUGGGUCGAUACUGUAGCGAGAGUGAAUGGAACUUCUCCUUCUUCAUCCACUGUAGCCGUACGACCUGGACUUAGUCUUCCUACUAGUGAACCAAGUCGACAAUUGCUACCACAUGCCAAGACCCAAUCUCCUCAAACAUCUUCAAAUUCAUCCAUCGGGCAAGUUCGACCGCCGUCUCUCCCCGGUCCCACUGCCAAUCCUCAGAACUUCAAAACAUCACCUUCCGUCCAAACUAUUCGUCCCUCCCCUCCGCAGAUCAUCCAAAGACCUUUGACAACGGGCUCCCCUCCGACACCCACUUUCAAUCUAUCACCCGACUCUUCACCUAGUCGAUAUCGACCCAUGGGAGACAUGCCAAGUUCCGAAGAUGCAGAUGAUGAUCUUGAAAGCACAUCUGCUUCGUCAGAUUCUCUCUCCUUUUCUCCCAGACGGGCUCAACUACGAAGACGUAUGAUCCCGGAGGUCUCACGUGCAAAGGCUCUCGGAUUGUCACUCGGACCUGACGAUCCAGAUCUUCAUACAAACCUUCGAAGAAAUGCCUCAUUCAGACCUUUUGGAGUGGAUCCAGUGGAAUUGGCAAGCUUAUUGGAAAGUAGGCUACAACAGAGCUCAUUGUAUCCUUUAAGAAUGCUCGCGGUGGUACCCAGUGUUUGGGGGAUAUGUGUGUUGAUGCAGGCAUUCAUGACGGGAGGCUUGUGGGAAGAGGUCUGGCCUUGGGGAGUGGAUUGGAGAUUAGAGAUGGUGGAGAGGUUGUUACAAGGUGGACCGUACGAGGGUACUUGGUUGAAAGUUUCAAGAGGGGAUAUGGUACUUGCUAUGGCAUGGGCCGCAUGUACAGCACAUUUCUGUUUCUGUCUAACCACCGGACUUACCUAUCGUUGGCGAUCUUACUAUUCCCUCCUCUCAACCCUCACCCGUCUCCUCUCUCUUCAAUCUAUUUGCUGGCCCGCAACAUACGUAACACUUUGGUUCCUCGGUCCUCAUCGUCUUCUCCUCUGUUGGGUGGUUAUAGGUAUAUCAACCGGUUGGUCCCGUUGCGUCCAAAUGUGGGUGACGUCCAACGUCAUACCUCCAUCUCCCCGGGCCCGAGAGGGCGAUAUGACCCCAAAUUCAGGUACUCGAUCUCGAAAUUCACCAGCACUACGAUCAAUAUCCCUACGAGAUCAUCGAGGGUCUCCGGUCAUGCGUCCCGCUGGAUUGAGAGGGUGGGGAGCUUUCACCUAUGGUCGGAAAUGGGAUUGGGAUGCUGUGGCCAGUGAGGUAGGCUGGAAAGUUGGUUUUUUAUUGUUGAUCACGACUGCUUGGAUGUUUUGGGGAUUGGAGACGGGAAGACUUGUCAGGGUUUGA
Molecule: messenger RNA, 1476 nt
Organism: Tremella mesenterica DSM 1558
Lineage: Eukaryota; Fungi; Basidiomycota; Tremellomycetes; Tremellales; Tremellaceae
Exons: 2
Coding region: 1-1476 (491 amino acids)
Biological process (GO): cellular response to oxidative stress; protein N-linked glycosylation
Cellular component (GO): endoplasmic reticulum membrane
Source: RefSeq, a predicted model, not a curated record